Molecule: messenger RNA, 627 nt
Organism: Medicago truncatula (barrel medic)
Lineage: Eukaryota; Viridiplantae; Streptophyta; Magnoliopsida; Fabales; Fabaceae
Exons: 2
Coding region: 1-627 (208 amino acids)
Molecular function (GO): nucleic acid binding
Source: RefSeq, a predicted model, not a curated record
AUGAUCUCAAGCACUACUAUUGGGAUGAGCCCUACCUCUUCAGAAGAGGCUCAGAUGGGAUUUUCAGGAGAUGCAUUCCUGAAAACGAGAAAAGAUUGGUCAAGUAAGCUUGACGAUGCCCUUUGGGCCUAUCGAACGGCUUAUAAAACCCCCAUUGGAAUGACCCCUUUUAAACUUGUCUAUGGGAAAUCUUGUCACCUUCCCGUUGAGCUCGAGCAUAAGGCCUAUUGGGCAAUUAGAAACCUCAACUUAGACCCCAAUUUAGCCGGUGAAAAAAGAAAACUUCGAUUAAACGAGCUAGAAGAACUUAGGAUAGAUGCAUAUGAGAAUGCCUGCAUUUAUAAGGAGAGAACUAAGAACUGGCAUGACAAGAAAAUCAUCAAGAAGCACUUCAAAAGCGGUGACCUUGUGCUGCUCUUUAACUCUAGGCUAAAGCUCUUUCCAGGUAAACUACGGUCACAAUGGUCCGGUCCUUUUCAAGUUCGCACGGUCUACCCUUAUGGGGCGAUUGAAAUCUUUUCUGAAGAAACAGGAUCCUUCACGGUUAAUGGACAAAGGCUUAAAAUCUAUAAUACCGGAGAAGUAAAUGAAGUAGUGGCUGAUUUCACCCUUAGUGACCCGCCUUAA